This is a messenger RNA of Mercurialis annua (annual mercury), 1823 nucleotides long. RefSeq names its product protein CANDIDATE G-PROTEIN COUPLED RECEPTOR 7. Lineage: Eukaryota; Viridiplantae; Streptophyta; Magnoliopsida; Malpighiales; Euphorbiaceae. Bases 217 to 1521 code for a protein of 434 amino acids. Gene Ontology annotation, biological process: transport. The transcript has a single exon. Gene Ontology annotation, cellular component: Golgi apparatus; membrane. The record is from RefSeq and is a predicted model, not a curated record.
UUCCCUAUUUCCCAUUAGUUUACCAAGAAAAUUAUAUUUGGUGCGCUUAAUUUUCUUUGAUGAAAGUAAAAUAAAAUUUUGCAUGUAUCAACCGACAUUGUCGUUUUGAACCAUUGGGUAGACCGUUACCAUCGUCGUCUUCUUCAGAACAUUUUCCUCUUAACACCCUCUUAGAUCUGAUCUGAGAGACUUCAAUUUCUCUGACUCUCAGAUCCCAUGGCUCGUUUCCUUCCCUUCCUCUGCUUUCUAUCGCUUCUCUUCUCUCUUUCUUCAGCUGAGAUCCGAUCCUCCGAAAUUCGCAACGAUGACCGUCCAAUUAUACCGUUCGACGAGUUCGGUUUCACUCACAAAGGUAUUCUCGAACUCAACGUCUCCAACAUCCAGCUCUCCAAUUCCAAUCCGGAUCUCGACCUCUCCCGGGUCGGAUUCUUCCUAUGCACCCGCGAAUCGUGGAUUCACGUUAUCCAACAGAUCGAAGACGGAGAGAUCGCCUGCGCGCUUCAAUCUGACCUAAUCACGCAUGUCUACACCUUUAACAAGCUCCAAACCGGCCAGAGAAGCUUCUCCACUGCCGUCUCUCAAAACAACGCCGAUCAGUACACGCUCGUCUUCGCUAAUUGUCUCAAUUCCGUUAAACUCUCCAUGGACGUCAAUUCGGCUAUGUAUAACAUUGAACGUGACGGUAAUCGUGAUUAUCUUUCUGCUGGAAAAACUAUUUUGCCACGGAUUUAUUUCUUGUUUUCCGUCGUUUAUAUCAUUAUGGCUGGGUUGUGGAUUUAUGUGCUGUAUAAGAAACGACUUACCGUUUUUAGAAUUCAUAUUUUUAUGCUUGCUGUUGUUAUUAUGAAGACGUUGAAUUUACUGUGUGAAGCUGAGGACAAGUCUUAUAUUAAAAGAACUGGAAGUGCUCACGGAUGGGAUGUGUUGUUUUAUAUGUUUAGUUUCUUGAAAGGGAUUGCUUUGUUUACUUUGAUUGUGUUGAUCGGUACGGGGUGGUCGUUUUUGAAGCCGUAUUUGCAAGAUAAAGAAAAGAAGGUUUUGAUGAUUGUCAUUCCUUUACAAGUUGUGGCUAAUGUUGCUCAAGUUGUUAUUGAUGAAACUGGACCCUAUGGUCAAGAUUGGAUUACAUGGAAGCAAGUGUUUUUGUUAGUUGAUGUCGUGUGUUGCUGUGCUGUUUUGUUCCCCAUUGUUUGGUCUAUUAAAAACUUGCGUGAGGCCGCCAGGACUGAUGGGAAAGCUGCUGUCAAUUUGAUGAAGUUGACUCUGUUUAGACAGUAUUACAUCGUUGUGAUUUGCUACAUCUACUUCACCCGGGUGGUCGUUUACGCAUUGGAGACUAUUACUUCAUAUAGGUAUUUGUGGACUAGUGUUGUAGCUGGAGAAUUGGCUACCCUAGCUUUUUACGCGUUUACUGGGUAUAAUUUUAAGCCUGAGGCUCAUAAUCCAUACUUUGUGAUUGAUGACGAGGAAGAGGAGGCAGCAGCAGAGCAACUGAAAUUGGAAGAUGAAUUUGAAUUGUAAUUUAUUUUCUUUUAGAUAUUAAAGGAGAUGGUGCGCCAAGAAAUGGGGACAAUAUGAAGUAGUAACCUGAUCAUUGCUUCAAUGAUUGGGUCUCCAUGUUCAUUUUGACUGCUAUGGGAGGGUAAAUGUGACUCUUCACUUGUGUGUUCUUUGUUCUUUUUUUUUCUUGAUAAGCUAUGUUUUUGGGUUUUGCAGUUUAAAAGUAUAGGUUCAUUAAUGUGUCUGUCCAUGAUACUGGAUAUUAAGUAGAAUGUACAAGUUUUCUCAAACUAAAACAUCUAAAGUAAAACUAUUUUGUCAAA